This is a messenger RNA of Solea senegalensis (Senegalese sole), 506 nucleotides long. RefSeq names its product NADH:ubiquinone oxidoreductase subunit A6 (gene ndufa6). Gene Ontology annotation, biological process: response to oxidative stress. The transcript has 3 exons. Lineage: Eukaryota; Metazoa; Chordata; Actinopteri; Pleuronectiformes; Soleidae. Bases 31 to 417 code for a protein of 128 amino acids. The record is from RefSeq and is a predicted model, not a curated record.
AAGCGGAAGUGCGCUGCAUCGACUGCUGCCAUGGCGUCUACGGCGGCUGCUCGAACGGCUGCAGGUGCUGCUAAAGUUGUUAAACCCAUUUUUAGUCGGGACCUGGACGAAGCUAAGCGGAGGGUCCGGGAGCUGUACCGAGCCUGGUAUCGAGAAAUCCCGCACACUGUUUCCAUUUUCCAGCUGGACAUCACAAAUCGUCAGGGGAGAGACAAAUUGAGGGAGAUGUUCAACCAAAACAAGCAUGUCACUGAUCCACGUGUGAUUGACAUGUUGGUCAUAAAGAGUAAAAUGGAGCUGGAGGAAACAAUCAAAGUUUGGAAGCAGAAGACCCACGUAAUGCGUUAUUUCAAGGAGACUGAGGAACCUCGUCCUACUGACUUCCUGUCCAAAUUCUACCAGGGUCAUGACCCAUGAACUGUGUGGCUUCUGAUCUCUGACCCCACUUCCAUAAUGUCCAGUGUAACAGAUGUUACCCUCUACUGUAAAUACACACUUAACACUCA